UCCCUCUGUAGUCCUCUCUGGCCUUGCUUGGUGCUUAGUGCCUGGCGUCCAGGGUAUCUCACAUUCAUAGCGACCCUCUGCCAUUGUUGCAUUAGCUUUUUCGCUGCUGUGAGAGCAACACUCAACCGCGUGUUUCACUCAUCUUGUCGGCCGCUCGCUGCAGGUCUGGUGAUGCAGGGACUGGGGAAGACAGAGAGAGGAGAGCAGGGCCGUGACAUCGACUUGGCAUCGAUGAGAUCAACCAUGCCCGCCAGUGGCCCUCUGCAGGGAGGUUCCACCCCUAACUUGAACAUGAACCUGUAUGCUACCAAGAAGACAGCAGCUGAGGGCAUGCUGGACAUUGCUCUGUUCCUGGCUAACAUCACCCACAUGAAGACCGUCAUUGAGCAAGGAGCUGGAUAUAGGUACUACGCUGCUGUGCUGACGCUGAUUUCCUUCUCUCUGGCUCUUCAGAUUGUGGCCGGUGUCCUGAUUAUCAUAAUUGGCCGUCGGGAUCUGAACAACUCCACUCUGCAAAGGCGUCUGGACUACUUGAACAACGUAACAACCAUCAUAGUCUUCAUCACAACAGUUCUCAACUGCUUCGUCAGCACAUUUGGCAUGCAGAGGACGGGAUAUUUCCCAUGGCUAAUGAUGCGUAUUCAUUGAUACACAUGUCAGCUUUGCAAUAGUUUUUAAUCCCAUCUGUAACUUUACUGUGUAACUUUGCAAUAACAAAACCUCAUGAGCAUCACUCAGAUUAUUAUUAUUAUUCAUAACAAAAUGAGUACUACAGUUUCAUAAUAGUUGGUGUUAACUUAUUUCUGUAAAAGUCUAAUAAAUAUAUGCCAGAACAUUCUUUUUUCCUCUGUAUUUCACACAAAGGGAGACCUAUUGACAGGUUUCUUCCAGCUUGGAAAGGUUCUGCAUAUGCUUUGACGCUGAAUGAUUUUUGACAAGUUUUCUAUAUUCUAAUAAUUGGUUUCCAAUAAAUAUCAUGUACCAGCAGAAA
This is a messenger RNA of Fundulus heteroclitus (mummichog), 991 nucleotides long. RefSeq names its product ninjurin-2. The record is from RefSeq and is a predicted model, not a curated record. NCBI's taxonomy places the organism in Eukaryota, Metazoa, Chordata, Actinopteri, Cyprinodontiformes, Fundulidae. Gene Ontology annotation, biological process: cell adhesion; tissue regeneration. Gene Ontology annotation, cellular component: membrane. The transcript is spliced from 4 exons. The coding region runs from base 172 to 648 and encodes 158 amino acids.